AUGACGAAUGAAACUGUUUCAGUACGCCAACAUGAACGAAAAAUAAAUUCCUUGAAUUCUGUAGGUGACUCGGAUGAUCUUGCAAUAUUUUCAUCAACAACAAGAAACGAUGAUCAAAAUUUUCCUAUAAUUGAAAUAUGGAAAGAAGAAAAAAAUGCUGAACGAGAACGUGUAUUGCCUGAAAAUUUUGAAACUAAGUGGAAUAAUGCCGAUUAUAAACAUGAAAUCGAGAUUUACCACGCUCAAAAAGGCUUCUCAAUUCUAGAGGUCGUUCGUGGUUUAGAUAGAUGUCGCUUAAUCAGCCAACAUAGAGAACCAGACCUUUUCCCAAGACUAUCAACUGAAUCAUUACUUCAAAUUGGCUAUAAAUGUGGAAAUAACAAAAGUGAACUAUAUUCUCAACUUUAUGAAUUGGCAAUUGAAAGAAAUAAGAGAAUCCGAAUUUGUUUAAAUAAUUCAAUUAAUAAGAAGUUGGCAUGUAAUAUCAGUGAAAGGUCGAGAAUAGGGCGAGUGGAGAGUGGUGUAAAUUAUCGUGUUGAAAGACGAUGUCAAGAAACUGCUCAUGAUUCUGCGAUGGAACGGAAAAUUCUUAGACUCACAUUAAGUUUGACUGCAAGCAACCAUCAGUGUUUGAUGCGAAUAAUGGAUGAUAAUGGUAGAAAUCAUUAA
Messenger RNA from Dracunculus medinensis (Guinea worm), 669 nucleotides. NCBI's taxonomy places the organism in Eukaryota, Metazoa, Nematoda, Chromadorea, Rhabditida, Dracunculidae. The record is from the annotation of a GenBank genome assembly.